This is a messenger RNA of Penicillium salamii, 3798 nucleotides long. The record is from the annotation of a GenBank genome assembly. NCBI's taxonomy places the organism in Eukaryota, Fungi, Ascomycota, Eurotiomycetes, Eurotiales, Aspergillaceae.
AUGGAAAAAUUAAAUACGUUGUUAAUCGCCAACCGAGGCGAGAUCGCUGUUCGCAUUAUCAAAACAGCGAAGGUACUCGGUAUUCGUACAAUUGCAAUUUACACUGCCGCCGAUGCGACAUCAACACAUGUCCUGGCGGCCGACGAAGCUAUCCUGCUCCCGGGCGACGAUUCCACCGCAUACAUAAAUGGGGACGAAAUAGUGCGCAUUGCUCGCUCUCAUGGAGUCGAUGCCAUAAUUCCCGGCUACGGGUUCUUGUCGGAGAAUGUGGAGUUUGCGGAAGCCAUUGCCAACGCGGGGAUGGUCUUUGUGGGUCCUCGGUCCGAAGCCAUUGAAGCCUUCGGUUUGAAGCAUCGGGCUCGCGAAAUCGCUACAGCAGCUGGAGUUCCCAUUGUACCAGGAACACAGGGCUUGAUUGUCACAGAAGAAGAUGCAGUGGCAGCCGCUGAAGAAUUGGGAUACCCUGUUAUGUUGAAAGCCACCGGAGGCGGCGGUGGUAUGGGUUUGAUGAUAUGCAAAAGUGUUGAAGAGGUCCAGCAGUCCUUGGCGCAGGUCCGCUCUAGGGGUGAGACUCUUUUCAAGAAUGCGGGCGUUUUCAUGGAACGCUACUACCCUGAAAGUCACCACAUUGAAGUCCAGGUCUUCGGUAAUGGCCUGGGAGAUGCGAUUCACAUUGGAGAACGGGAAUGCUCAAUUCAACGCCGUCACCAAAAAGUCAUAGAGGAGUGCCCCAGCCCUUUCGUCGAGAGACACCCAGGCCUCCGCGAAAAGCUCACCUCUGCAGCUGUUGCUCUAUCUAAAUCAAUCCGCUACGGAUCGGCAGGAACAGUCGAAUACCUGGUCGAUGACUUGUCAGGGGACUUUUUCUUCUUGGAGAUGAACACUCGUCUUCAGGUUGAGCACGGCAUCACUGAGCUAUGUUACAAUGUUGACAUAGUGAAGCUCAUGCUCCAACAAGCGGAUCGAGAGUUAUGUGGACUUGGGGGCCUAAGCAAAGAUUACCUUGAGUCUUGGCAGCCCAGCAAACCCUCUGGAUGCGCAAUCGAGGCCCGUGUCUACGCCGAAAACCCGGCUCGCAAUUAUUCACCAUCCCCCGGAUUGCUUCAACUUGUUAAAUGGAAAGAGGUGGAUGGCACUCGAAUUGAUACAUGGGUCGGUACCGGGACACGAAUUUCGACAUAUUACGACCCUAUGAUUGCAAAGGUCAUGGUGCAUGGCUCGAACCGCAUCGCCAGUAUUGAAAAGAUAGCCCAGGUUCUUUCUGAUUCCACCAUCUGUGGACCACCGACAAACCUGGACUUCCUACAUUCCAUCAUUCAAUCAAGCCAAUUCCGCGACGGACAUACGUUAACCAACUUCUUGAAUGACUUUGAGUUUUGUCCGACAGCAAUUGACGUCAUUUCACCUGGUCUAUACACAACCGUCCAAGACUACCCAGGACGUCCAUCAGCCGGGCGAGGAAUUCCACAAGCAGGUCCCAUGGACCCAUUGGCAUUCCAAGUUGCCAAUAUUCUGGCUGGAAAUCCGACCAACACUGAAGGUCUGGAAAUUACGUUGAAGGGACCAGAGCUGCGUUUCCUAGCCCCUGGUUGCGUAUCCAUAUGCGGUGCUCCGAUGGAGACUGUACUGGAUGGGGUUGAUGUUCCGAUGUGGACCCGACUCUACAUCAGAGCCGGACAAGUCCUGUCGAUUGGCAAACUUACUGAAUCUGGUGGAUGUCGAGCAUACCUCGCUAUCCGCGGAGGAUUCCCGGCAAUGUGGGUCGGGUCACAAGCAAACUGGGAUCAUGAAUAUAUUACUGACUAUUCUCGCAGCGCACCAUAUUUCGGUUCAAAAUCCACCUCUCCUCUUCUUGGCCUGGGUGGAUACCAAGGCAGAGCUCUGGCGCCAGGUGAUAUGUUGGCGAUUGAAAAGCUUGAUAUUGCUACAACAGAGCCUCAAGUCUCAUUGCCCAGCAAUUUGCGCCCGGAAUAUACAUCACACUGGGAUAUUUACGCCAUGGUUGGGCCUUACGAUGAGGGCUAUAUUGUGUCCGAGGACAUUGAGAUGAUUUAUGACACACUCUGGAAUGUGUCACACAAUGCUACUAGAGGUGGCAUUCGCCUUGUUGGACCUGCCCCUAGAUGGGCAAGGGAAGACGGAGGCGAGGGUGGACAACACCCCAGCAACGUUAUUGAAUAUGGAUAUCCCAACGGCACACUGAAUUGGACAGGAGAAAGCCCAUGCAUAUUCCCGGUUGAUGCACCAGACCUUGGAGGCUUCAUUUCAUCAACUACGAUCGUCAGUGGAAAUCUGUGGCGCAUGGGCCAGUUGAAAUCUGGAGACACAAUUCAAUAUCGGAGAGUCUCAUUGGAAGAUGCUCUCAGGAUCCGUACAAGGUUGGAGAAAUUUUUAACAGAUGUUGCGGCACUUGUUACUGGCCAGUGCAAGCCUGAAACUAUUUCGCCUGCAUUUCCUCCUGCAUUGCCGGACUCUACCCAAUCUGGUGACUGGGGCAAGGCUUGUAUCUUGAGCACCACAGUGAAAGGCUCCACAGAUGCCAUCACAUUCAGACAGGGUGGCGAUGAUUUCAUGCUGGUGGAAUUUGGAGACGGAAAUUUCAACCUGAAUCAUCGUUGCAGAGUUUCGGCAUUAGAUCAAGCUUUCAAUCAAGCUCGGUCAUCAGACGAUUCCCUGAGACAAGCAGUAUAUAAGACGACUGGAUGCUGCAAUUCCCUCCUGGUUCAUUACGACGGGCUAAGCCUCUCCCGAGAAACCCUGAUCAAUGUUCUGAUGACAUUGCAGAAGGGGACUAGUGAUCUCCGUGGAUCAAGGGUUCCAAGUCGAAAGUUCUCCCUUCCUAUAUGCUUUGAGAGUCCAGCCCAAGAGGAAGCGAUUCAACGAUAUACCGAGACACAGCGACCAUAUGCACCAUUUUUACCUAGCAACAUGGAUUUUGUGGCCAAGAUCAACGGAAUCACAUACGACGAGCUGGUGGAGAUUUUCUUGUCAGUUGAAUUCAUGGCAAUUUGUGUUGGAUUCUUCUGCGGAGAUACAAUUUGUCUCCCUGUUGACCCGCGGUAUCGCAUUACAUGUCCCAAACAGAACCCAAGCCGUGUGAACACACCAGAAGGAAGUGUUAGCUGGGGCGGAUCAUGCAUGAACAUUUAUCCUGUUGAUUCCCCCGGAGGAUAUCAGAUGACAGGCCAAACCAUCCCGUGCUUUGACCAAUUGGGGAUCAAGCCUGGCUUCUCGCCGAAUCGACCAGGUCUGUUCCGUGACUUUGACCAGAUCACAUUUUACCGGGUAGGAAAAGAAGAGCUUGAACGUGAGAUGGCUCGUUUCCGGUCGGGUUGUUACAAUUUCCAGUAUGAAGAGGUUAUGUUCGAUAUGACCGCCCACAAUGAUCUUCUUGCGCAGACCAAAGAAGAAGUGGCAGCCUUCAAGUCCCGCCAAGCCACCGCGCAGGUCGAAAUGCUAGCCUUAGAGAAAGAAUCCAUGGACAGAUGGAUGUCCGAGAAAGCGCAAAACGAACUUCCUGCUGAUACAAUUUCGUUGCUCAAAGAAGACCCCGAUAUUUUGAUUAUCUACGCUCCUCUCGAUGCAAACGUGUGGAAGAUCAAUGUCGCAGAUGGGGAGAUUGUCUCCGCUGCUCAGCCGGUCGCGAUUCUCGAGGCAAUGAAAAUGGAGAUUGCCAUAUCUUACAGUGAAGAUCAAAAGGAAGGUGUUGAAAAACAAUUCAAGGUCGAGAAGAUCUUGGUCCAGCCAGGUGAUAUUGUUCGUGCUGGCGACGCAGUGGCAUUUUUACGAAAUAUUUAA